Messenger RNA from Pipistrellus kuhlii (Kuhl's pipistrelle), 2694 nucleotides. RefSeq names its product ectonucleoside triphosphate diphosphohydrolase 3 (gene ENTPD3). Gene Ontology annotation, biological process: nucleoside diphosphate catabolic process. The record is from RefSeq and is a predicted model, not a curated record. Gene Ontology annotation, molecular function: UDP phosphatase activity; GDP phosphatase activity. NCBI's taxonomy places the organism in Eukaryota, Metazoa, Chordata, Mammalia, Chiroptera, Vespertilionidae. The coding region runs from base 46 to 1635 and encodes 529 amino acids. The transcript has 11 exons. Gene Ontology annotation, cellular component: plasma membrane.
CAAUCCUUGCGCCUGGGGAGGGGACGCUGGAAUCCGGCAGGAAAGAUGUUCACGGUGCUGACCCGCCAGCCCUGCGAGCAAGCGGGCCUCAAGGCCCUCUCCCGCACUCCAGUGGUCAUCGCCUUGGUGGUCCUGAUUGUGAGCGUCGUGGUCCUCGUGGCCAUCACCCUCAUCCAGAUCCACCAGCAGGAGGUCCUCGUCCCGGGACUGAAGUACGGAAUCGUGCUCGAUGCCGGGUCUUCCAGAACCACCGUCUACGUGUACCAGUGGCCGGCGGAGAAGGAGAACAAUACCGGAGUGGUCAACCAGACCAGCAAGUGCAGCGUGAGAGGCUCGGGGAUCUCCAGCUAUGGGAAAAACCCCCAAGAUGCCCCCAAAGCCUUCGAGGAUUGCAUACAAAAAGCCAAGGCGAAGAUUCCAGCCCACCUACUGGGAUCCACGCACGUCUACCUGGGCGCCACGGCGGGGAUGCGCCUGCUGAGGUUGCAAAAUGAAACAGCAGCCAACGAAGUCCUUGCAAGCAUCCAAAACUACUUCGAGUCCCAGCCCUUUGAUUUUAGGGGUGCUCAAAUCAUUUCUGGGCAAGAGGAAGGGCUAUAUGGAUGGAUUACAGCCAACUAUUUAAUGGGAAAUUUCCUGGAGAAGGACCUAUGGCGCAUGUGGGUGCGUCCCCACGGAGUGGACACCACAGGCGCCCUGGAUUUGGGUGGCGCCUCCACCCAGAUAUCCUUCGCGGUGGGGGAGAAGGUGGAGCUGAACACCAGCGACAUCAUAAAGGUGUCCCUGUACGGCUACGUGUACACCCUCUACACCCGCAGCUUCCAGUGCUACGGGCGCAACGAGGCCGAGAAGAGGUUCCUGGCAAUCCUCCUGCAGAAUUCCACCACCGACACCAGCGUCACCAACCCCUGCUACCCUCGGAGUUACGUCACCAACUUCUCCAUGGGCCGCCUCUUUGACAGCCUGUGCACGGAGGACCUGAGGCCUGGAGGUUAUGACCCCGAUGACACCAUCACUUUCGAAGGAACCGGGGACCCCUUCCUAUGUCGGGUGAAGGUGGCUUCCCUCUUUGCCCCCAGAGCUUGCCACGACCGAGAAACCUACUGCUUUGACAGCAUUUAUCAGCCAGAAGUUAAAGGAUCUUUUGUGGCCUUUGCGGGGUUCUACUACACCGCCAACGCGCUCAACCUCACGGGCAGCUUCUCCCUGAGUGCCUUCAACGCCAGCACCUGGGACUUCUGCUCACAGGACUGGAGUCAGCUCCCGCAGCUGCUGCCUCAGUUUGAUGAGCUGUACGCCCGCUCGUACUGCUUCUCGGCCCACUAUAUCUACCACUUGCUCGUGAACGGGUACAAAUUCACCGAGGACACCUGGCCCCAAAUACAUUUCAAAAAAGAGGUGGAAAACAGCAGCAUAGCCUGGUCUCUUGGCUACAUGCUCACCCUGACCAACCAGAUCCCAGCCGAAAUCCCCCUGAUCCGCCUGCCCUUGAAGCUACCUACCUUUAUGAGCCUCCUUGCCUUCUUCACGGGAGUGGCCUUGCUGUGCCUGGCCUUCCUGGUGUACCUGUAUGUGAUGUCUAAGAAUCAGAGGCGCUCCCAGCAUGCUUUGGACCAUGCAGUGGAUUCCGAGUGAGCCGAGUGAGCCGCUGCAGGAGCUCGAAGGCUGCCCAGGUCCAGCCUGGGUGGCACCAGACAAUGCAAGUGAAAUGGCCACCUGCGGGAAACACCACCACAGUCCAAUACUUAGGUCAUGCGCCUCUCAGAUACUGAUGUUUGCCAAAGCACCUCCCGGGGAGUCCCUCAACCGAUCUGUGCACACUGCUCCUCAGAGACCCCACCACCCAACGCCCUCGAGGCCGGCUCUUUAUUGCAGGGCCCCAGCGGAGGAGGACGCAGAGAUUGUGACAGUUCAAUGUUGAAGAAUUGACCUCAGGGCACAUUUUGCAUCCUGUCCUCCCUUAGAGAUGCCGUAUUCCUCCUGGCACAGAUGCCCACUAAGCAUUUGACCCAAUCAGAUAUCUCACUGUAUGGCUUUCUGCCCACUGAUCCUCAACUGAGACUGUCCUUUAGCAAUCCUGUGGACACUGUGCUCCCUCAGGUAGGUAGAAUAUACGGGGGAGAAGACUGCUUUACACCCGGGAACAGUGGCCAUAGCUUCUGUCACGCAGGCAGAACGCACAGCACGUCUCCCAGAAAACAGCUGGCCGUUCCCCCAGUGGGGUUCCCUCCCGCUCAGGGCUCUGGUCGUUAGACCGCAGCCCGUGUCUGUGUCACUAUCCUCCCCGCCCCUUCACAUCGCUCCUGUCAUCCUAGAAAACAUUUGCUGCCAGCGAGGGUAUUGUGUCCCGGAUCUUUUUGCCUUCGUGAGGCUUUUGUUUUGGGCUCUCUUUCCAGAAAUCGUUAGCAUGGUGCGUACAUUCUGUCCACCAUUCCACAGGCGUGCUUGAUGCUGCCACAAGAUGUCCUAGUCUAUGAUUUGCUUACCCGUUACUUUCCUGGGGGGGUAGACCUCACUGCACAGCAGCCAUAGUUCUUGACUUUGGAGAAAGAGAAGGAAGCUGCAGGGACGUUUAACUCCUAAGUGGGAUGGGGGAGAACUCCGGCAUGUCCAGUGGCCACAGGCUAAAACUCAACAUGGUUUCAGAUUGUCUUGUGGUAGCUCAAUGUGGAAUAAAUGACGCGGAUUUUGUUU